Messenger RNA from Exophiala viscosa, 666 nucleotides. RefSeq names its product succinate dehydrogenase membrane anchor subunit. NCBI's taxonomy places the organism in Eukaryota, Fungi, Ascomycota, Eurotiomycetes, Chaetothyriales, Herpotrichiellaceae. Gene Ontology annotation, cellular component: mitochondrial envelope; membrane. Gene Ontology annotation, biological process: tricarboxylic acid cycle; mitochondrial electron transport, succinate to ubiquinone. The transcript is spliced from 2 exons. Gene Ontology annotation, molecular function: heme binding; ubiquinone binding; succinate dehydrogenase (quinone) activity. The record is from RefSeq and is a predicted model, not a curated record. The coding region runs from base 1 to 666 and encodes 221 amino acids.
AUGGCAGCGGCCUCAAGAACCACCAUGCUUCGGCAAGUCCGGCUGCUUUCCUCAUCUACACGAACUUUCUCUACCACGACCCAACCUCUUCGUCUCCUCCGACCCGCUCCGACCGUACUACCAAAGCAAUUGCUCGUUCCAUCAUGGUCAGCAGCAGCUCGAUACGCGCCCUUCUCCACCUCAUCACAGAGAAACAUUCUACCAGCAGGUCCUCAAAUCAUAGAAGGAGGUGUCAAUGAGCCGGCGCCCGUGCCGAAGCCCAACCCUCUCCAUGGCAGCUACCACUGGACCGCGGAACGUCUCAUGUCCGCAGCCCUUGUGCCCUUGACAAUGGCUCCUUUCGCUGCCGGUUCUAUCAACCCGACUUUGGAUGCUUUGUUGAUCUUCGGCAUUAUCGUGCACUCCCAUAUUGGUUUUCAAUCAAUUGUCAUCGACUAUAUCCCCAUCCAUAAACACCCGCAAUUGCGAAAGGCUUUCAUGUGGGCGCUCAACUUGGCGACCUUGAUUGUCGGUAUUGGAUUCUACGAGUUCGAGACGAACGACGUUGGGGUUACCGAGGCGGUCAAGAGAUUAUGGCAUGCUGGUGAGAGCAAUGAUGCUACUAUCGGGAAGACGGACUCGCUCUCUUCACUCGGACACGACGGCAAGCUCAAGCAUUUGAAAUAG